Molecule: messenger RNA, 1717 nt
Organism: Rana temporaria (common frog)
Lineage: Eukaryota; Metazoa; Chordata; Amphibia; Anura; Ranidae
Gene: MPPED1
Product: metallophosphoesterase domain containing 1
Exons: 7
Coding region: 296-1204 (302 amino acids)
Molecular function (GO): hydrolase activity
Source: RefSeq, a predicted model, not a curated record
UCCACAGCGCACACACCCCCUGUGUACAGACAUGCAGAAGCUCCGUCGUUACCCAGCGCUUCGUUCCAGCCUGCACAUGAAAUGCUAGGAAGCACAUUGGCGUCUGUCAUCGAAGACCGGCCACCUCUCUCUCUACAGGACAAAAGCUGCUGUGAUCCCUCAUUGUCCUAAGAUUAAAAAAAAGAGGAGUGUUUUCCUGAGGGGGGAGUUAAAGAUGACAUGUUCGUCUCUCAUCGGGGUGGGAAGAUAGCAAAGACGUUCAUAUGAAAAUAAAAAUCUGGACUACACUGCGACGAUGGCGUACACCCACUCGCACAUCAUGGCAUCAAGACGACAUCCGCCUAGUAGAGUAAUAAUCGAACUGGAUGAGUACAGCUCAAACCCGACACAGGCAUUCACAUUCUACAAUAUUAAUCAAGGACGAUUCCAACCACCACAUGUGCAAAUGGUGGAUCCUGUACCCCAUGAUGCCCCCAAACCGCCUGGCUAUACCCGAUUUGUCUGCAUUUCUGACACCCACUCAAGAACUGAUCUCCUCCAGAUGCCAUAUGGGGACGUUCUAAUACACGCUGGAGAUUUUACAGAGCUCGGACUGCCUAGUGAAGUGAAAAAAUUUAAUGACUGGCUGGGAAGUCUUCCAUAUGAAUAUAAGGUUGUCAUAGCAGGAAAUCAUGAGCUGACAUUUGACCAUGAGUUUAUGGCGGACUUAAUCAAACAAGACUUCUACUAUUUUCCUUCCGUGUCCAAGUUGAAGCCAGAGAAUUAUGAGAAUGUCCAAUCGCUGCUCACAAACUGCAUCUAUCUCCAAGAUUCCGAGGUGACAGUGCGAGGAUUCCGUAUAUAUGGCUCCCCGUGGCAACCUUGGUUCUAUGGCUGGGGAUUUAACCUUCCUCGGGGGCAGUCCUUACUAGAUAAAUGGAACCUCAUACCAGAAGGCACAGACAUACUUAUAACACAUGGACCACCCUUGGGAUUUUUAGACUGGGUGCCCAAAAAAUUACAACGGGUGGGCUGUGUGGAGCUGCUAAACACAGUGCAGAGAAGAGUACAGCCAAGACUCCACGUGUUUGGUCACAUCCAUGAAGGGUAUGGAGUAAUGGCAGACGGGACCACUACAUAUGUCAAUUCCUCAGUAUGUACUGUGAAUUAUCAGCCGGUUAAUCCUCCUAUAGUAAUUGAUUUGCCAAAUCCAAGGAACACGUGAUUCCAGCAACGUAUAUAUAGGAAUCAUCAGCUGGCUCCCAUGUAACUAGAGUGGCCAUCACUGACUUCCUGCACCUUAAUGAGUCCAGUAAACAGAUUAUCGAAUAUGUAGGCGGACAUGUUUUAUUGGACAGUUUGGCAUGCAGGCUAUGCACAACUACAGUAUAUUACCAGCCUGUACCAUGGAAACCACCCAGACGAGGCCAAUACCGACUAUUGAGAUUACACCAGCCAAUCCUUAAAUGGCCACUCUGGUCAAACAGCAAACUUUUUUUUUUAAGCAAUCAUAAUGACUGCUUUAAAAUCCUUUAUUUUUUUUUAUUUUUUGCUGCAACCACACUUUGCUGCAACCGCACAGGAUGAACCUUGCUUUUGAGUUGCUAUAUUCUAAAGGGAGAACCACCAUCGUCCAAGCCUACAGUUAUUUUCACAUCGCAAUCCCUCCUCCUAAAACAUGCCUGAUCUCUGUGUCCACUUAACACCCAGAGAGGUUUCAGUAGCCAAUGCAGAACUG